UGUUGGAUUAUCGACGGAACAAUGUGCUGUGAAACUCCAGCUGUCAUUUGAAAAAUGUCCAGAACACAAAUGCUGAGAGUGCUGGUCAACCAGCGACUAAGUGCGGCGGUCGAAGAGAUAUUUGGACUGAUUGAAAGAACAAUAGAAGAAUACCAAGAGGAAGUUUCUUGUUCUAAGGAAGAGAAUGUACGGCAACUCGAGCUACUGAAUGACAUCUGUGUUCCCAGUCACUCUCUGCAAAUGUCCAGAGUCCAAAUGCUAAGAGUGUUGGUGAAUCAGCGGCUAACAGCGGCUGUUGAAGAGACAUUUGGACUAAUUGAAGAAACGAUAGAGGAGUAUGAGGAGGAGUUUGAUCGCCAACGACAGUUACUGGAUAAUAUCGCGAAGCCUGAGAUCCAGAUAAGGAAAGCAGAUUCUCCUCAGUUCCUUGUCUGCAAAGUGGAGGAUUUUCCUGAGCAGCAGCAGCAGCAGCAGCAGCAGCAGCAUUGGAGCCCCAGUCCUGACCAGGAGCAGCCAGAGCCCAAACACAUUAAAGAGGAACAGCAAGAACUGUGGAGCAGUCAGGAGGGAGAGCAGCUUCAAGGGCUGGAGGAGGUGGAUAUCAUCCCUUUCACUCCUGUCCCUGUGAAGAGUGAAAAAGAUGAAGAGAAAGCUCCAUCCUCACAACCACAAGCUCUAGCUAGCAGCUCCACUGAACCCACGAAAACAGAAGCUGAUGGAGAAGACUGUGGAGCACCUGAAGCAGCCAGGGACUUAGAUCCAGAUGGUGAUUUAGAACCAACUAGUGAUGGCCAAUUCUUUUCUUCAGAUUUUUCAGACAUUGACACUGAAGACAGCGAUGACGAUUGCAAAGAGACUGAUGAACCUCAUUCAGGUUUAGAUACACUGAACUCUGGGGAAGGACCCUUUGGCUGCAUAGUUUGUGGUAAAAGAUUUAGUUUGACGGAACAUCUAAACAGACACAUGAUCAGUCAUUCACAGAAUAAACCCUUUAGUUGCCCAGUCUGUGGUAAAGGAUUUCAUCAGAAGAGAAAUGUACAGGUGCAUAUGAAAAACCAUACAGGGGAUUUGCCCUUUAGUUGCACAGUUUGUAGUAAAAGAUUUGGUUACAAGGGAAUUCUGGAAAGGCACAUGACCAGUCAUACUGGAGAGAAACCGUUUGACUGUAAAGUUUGUGGAAAAGGAUUUGGCCUAAAGGGGCAUUUGCAGAGACACAUGAAACUCCAUACAGGGGAGAAACCUUUUGGUUGUUCAGUUUGUGGCAAAAGAUUUACCCAGAGAGGAACAGUAGUUACACACAUGAGAAGUCAUACAAUGGAGAAACCUUUUAGUUGCUCAGUUUGUGGUAAAAGAUUCAGCCAGAGUGGCACUUUGGGUACACACAUGAGAAAUCAUACUGGGGAAAAGCCUUUUGGCUGCUCAGUUUGUAAUAAAAGUUUUAGUCAGAGAGGAGCAUUGAUCACACACACGAGAAGCCAUACUGGGGAGAGGCCAUUCAGUUGCUCAGUUUGUGGGAAAAGUUUUGUUCAGAAAUGUAAUCUGAAAACACACCUAAGAAUCCACACUGGGGAGAAACCAUACAGCUGCAAUGUGUGCGGGAAAAGAUUUACUCGGUUGUCAAACAUCAGAGGCCACAAGUGUUGCACUGAACCAGCAGCAGCUAAUACUGCAGGUGGUGGUGAGCAGGGUGAGCAGAGCUGCUUAUUGAGGUGAAUUAGUGGUAAUACUUCAUUUAUACUUUCCCUCCAUUGUGAUACAUUGUAAGUGAAUAAUUAGACUGCAGUCAGAGGCAUUGUAAAAAAUAAAUAAUCAGACAACAUAAGAAUAUGUUGUCACUUAUGUCAGUUCAGUAACUAUACACAUAUACUAUAUAACUUUCAUUAACAAGUAAAGAAAGUCUCAUUUUCACUACAAAGAUCGACCUCUUUGUGGUGUCUGCAUAUAUGUGGUGCUGUGUGUGUUGUCUUGCCUGUGAUAGUGGAUAACAUAUAAUUGAGUGCCACAGACAGCAAAGUGUUGUUUUGUCAACAACACAGAUAUUUUUAUUGACUCUGUUUCUUCAUUCUCUCCCACUGCAGACAUAACGACAUGUACUAGCUCAUCCAGUUGAAGAACCAGUGAGUGAACGGGAGGAUCGUCAGUUCAGAUUUAGUUUUCCAUUUUUCAGCACAUUCAAAUGUGCAUUCAUUUUUCAUUGACAUUGUUGCACCCCUGCUAUUUAAAACGCUAAAACUCAAAAAGUGAUCUGGAUUUUCCUGCUGGUCAACACAUAGUCCAACAAGGACAAUAUCCUUGAGGCCUUUUUCAACGACGGGAUUAGUUUCAGCACAAGGCAGUCAUUGUUCCCAUCUGGUACAAACGCCAGAGACUGACCACUUUUCACAUGUCAGCUUUUUGUGAUGUGUAAUGCCACUGCCUCUGCUGCAAUAGAAGAUUAUUUAUAUUUGAAGAUUUCCUAAAUUUCUACAUCACUUAAGUUAUUUUUCAUUUUCUUUUGUGCCAUUGUUCUGGAAGAUGAUGGGGAUGUUCUCCUUUAUCUGACAU
Messenger RNA from Myripristis murdjan (pinecone soldierfish), 2544 nucleotides. Its product is annotated as zinc finger protein 569-like. Gene Ontology annotation, cellular component: nucleus. The transcript has 2 exons. Gene Ontology annotation, molecular function: DNA-binding transcription factor activity, RNA polymerase II-specific; RNA polymerase II transcription regulatory region sequence-specific DNA binding. Lineage: Eukaryota; Metazoa; Chordata; Actinopteri; Holocentriformes; Holocentridae. The record is from RefSeq and is a predicted model, not a curated record. Bases 55 to 1713 code for a protein of 552 amino acids. Gene Ontology annotation, biological process: embryo development; regulation of transcription by RNA polymerase II.